This is a messenger RNA of Dipodomys ordii (Ord's kangaroo rat), 2598 nucleotides long. RefSeq names its product inositol 1,4,5-trisphosphate receptor interacting protein-like 2 (gene Itpripl2). Lineage: Eukaryota; Metazoa; Chordata; Mammalia; Rodentia; Heteromyidae. The record is from RefSeq and is a predicted model, not a curated record. The coding region runs from base 1 to 1218 and encodes 405 amino acids. The transcript is spliced from 3 exons.
AUGGCCUGUGGCCUAGGGUACACUGAAGAUGAUGGGGUGCUACCCGAUGGGUGUAAGGGCUCCCAGCUGACAUGCACUUGGGCAGCUACGCCGGGCCUGGGCGUCCUGCUGGAGAGUUACUACGAGCACGAGGUGCGCCUGUCGCCGCACGUGCUGGGCCACAGCAAGGCGCACGUGAGUCGGAUCGUGGGUGAACUGGUGCGAGCCGGCUGCAUCCGCGGCUCCCCGGGCCCCCUCCCCGGGGGAGCGCUGGCCCUGGCCUUCCGCGGUGACUUCAUCCAGGUGGGCAGCUCCUACGAGCAGCAUAAGAUCCGCCGGCCCGACAGCUUCGACGUGCUGGUGCCGCUGCGCCUGCCGCCGCCGGUGGCGCUGGAGCCGCGGAGCCUGGGGUUUCAGGCGCACCUGCAGCGCUGCCUGGCGGCCGUGCGCUACAGCCUGGAGGGGCGCUGCCGGGUCAGCCUGACCCCGGGGGGCCUGGAGCAGCCCCCCACCCUGCACGUCCUGCCCUGCCGCACCGACUACGGCUGCUGCCGCCUCUCCAUGGCCGUGCGGCUCAUCCCCGCCGUCCACGUGGGCGAUGGGGUCUUCCUGGUGGCGCCCGCCCCGCCGCCCUCGGCCCUGGCGGCCCCGGCCGGGCUCCCGCCGGGCCUGCUGUGGGGCGUGAACACGUCCCGCCAGGAGCAGAAGCUGCUGAGCUGGCUUCAGGAACGGGCCGCCCCGGGUGCCUGCUACCUCAAGGGCCUGCAGCUGCUCAAGGCCCUGCGCGAUCUGGGCGGCCGCGGGCUGGACCCGCCGGCCGCCGCGCAGUGGGGUCGCAUCCUGUCCUCCUACGUGCUCAAGACGGCGCUGCUGAGCCGGGCGUGGACGGGGGACGGGGUCCCCGCGCCCGGCUGGGACGAGGCCCACCUGAGCGAGCGGCUGGAGGAGUUGGUGCGGUUCCUGAGGGACUGCCUGCUGCAGCGGCACACGCUCUUCCACUGCGUGCUGGGCCCCGGCGGCGCGGCCGCCGACCUGGGCCCCCUGCCCAAGGCCCUGCGCGAGGCCCCUCCGGUGGACCUCCUGGCGCCCUUCGACGGCCGGGCCCGGGAGCUGGCAGCUGCCAGACUACUGUCGACGUGGCAGAGGUUACCCCAGCUUCUCCGGGCCUACGGGGGACCCCGUUACCUCGCCAGUGCCCCCCCAACCCAGCCAGAGUGCGCGCGCCCAGGGCUUCCCUGAAGAUGGACCCCCGAUCGACCACACACACAGGCUCCUCCUGGGUCGGGGUGCCAGCCGACUGCACACACACACACACAGAGAAGGCACUGGGAAAAUUGGAGGCCCCCACCCCAAGAUCACACAACGUGACACUCCCGCGGGACUCACUACGGUUUCCUGGGCAAGAAAACCGUGGAAGAACGCAGGAGGCCGUCGCUGCUCCGGUCCUGAUGGUGAUCUGCCCCAAAUCUGGUACAAAGAUGCACCCGGCGGAGAUGACCAGCGAGGACCACGGAGGACCCCAGAGGACCAGACGAGGCACGGAGACCGGCCGCCAGCCCGCAGCUCCCUGCUCCCCGGGCCUCAAGACACAGACCUCUCGGUCCCCUGCUCUGUCCCGGGGCUUUUUGGAAACGGAUGGUGUUAUUUCUGACAUACCUAUUUGGGAGGGACGGAAUUCCAAAUCGCUUUUUUUUUGUUUAGAUCUUCUAAAGAAAAAGGGAAUCGAAUCUUUAUGCACAGUGAAGGCUGAGUUCUCUCCCAGCCGAGAAUGGGAUGUGCCAAUCAGGGUCUCUUGUUAAAAUAGUGCCAUUGGUUGGGGUGACCACACUUGCUGAGAGACAAAAAGGGUUGGCUUCAAGAAGAGAUCCGGAACAAAUAGCACUUUAUGUUGGCUGGUGAUGGUACUUGGUGGUGGUUGUGUUGGUUGCAUUCAGUAGGAAGAUGUGUACAACUCUGCCAGGCAGGUAUCAGUCAGGUGUGGGGCUAAAGGGCAGCAGUUAAGACGGCACUGUGAGAGAGAAAACAUAGCAGGUCUUGAAAAAGAAGGUAUGUAGGCCUUUGUCUAUCAAGAUGUCUAGCCAGGGCAGCGAGGCGGCUAGACCGUGGCCCUUUGGGGUUUCAGCACUUAUUCUCAGCAAUGUCUUUCCCAAGGAAUUCUUUCCCAAAGAUUUUUACAAAGGAGAGGAAGUGCCUGUCCCAGGGUCUGACAAGUGUGAGAGCCCAGUGACAUGUGUGAUGAUGGGUAAAUUGUUGGGAAGGUUCUAGAUGGCCCAGGAGGCCAGCUUCAAAGGGCUCUUGAUUCAGCUUGUGGCUUGCCAAAUAGUUUUUUUUCGGGGGGGGAGGGAGGGGGACUCGGUCUCUUGAAGGGGUGGUGUGUGUGGAAGGGGUCGUGUGUGUCAGUGUUUGGCCACCAGUGUUCCCAUGGAUGGGGAAAGAGGAGCUGACAGAUCAGGGGAAGGAGGUUAGCAAAGAGGGAGGGUCAUUUCCGAGGGAAAUGGUUCCAUGAAUAACAGGGCCACUGUUAAAUUUCUGAGCUAUUUUGAGGGAUCUGUGUCACACACACACCCUUUGUGUGUGUGUGUGUGUGUGUGUGUGCGCGCGCUGGCACUGGGGCUUGAA